Messenger RNA from Penicillium cosmopolitanum, 1458 nucleotides. RefSeq lists its product as uncharacterized. NCBI's taxonomy places the organism in Eukaryota, Fungi, Ascomycota, Eurotiomycetes, Eurotiales, Aspergillaceae. The transcript is spliced from 2 exons. The record is from RefSeq and is a predicted model, not a curated record. The coding region runs from base 1 to 1458 and encodes 485 amino acids.
AUGCGCGGGACUUUCGCUCUUUCUCUGUUGACUCUAGCGCUGGGCGCUCAGGCGGUGAUUUCCAAGUCGAAGUUGGUGACUUAUGUCGAUGUGCUGGCACUCGAUAAUGCUUUCAGCCCCGUGGAGGCGGCCUACUGGACUGGCUAUCCUCACCAUCGCCGAACCCCCUUUUCCGUCUCGCCGGAUGGAAAGUCGGCCUAUCUAGCCUAUCUGGAUUCCAGUGGGACGGAUGUUCAUGUUCAACCGGUGAAUCCUAAGACUUUCAAGGCGACUGGUACAAGUGUUACCGUCACCGGUGGAAAGGAAGCUGGCGGCCUUGUCGCUCAGAACGAUGGUUUCGCCAUCCUCGUUAACGAGGCUAUGCCAUCCGGUACUGCCAACGCUCCUGCAGACAACACCCCCGUCCCAGCUCUAUACCGCUACACCAAUGGCAAGCAAACCUGGAAGACCUGGCUCGGUGGACCAGGUGUACACGACUCUGAAGGUCGCGCCGCCUCCCCCGACAUGAACGGCGAUCUUGUCUACUCCGCAAAGGCCGGUCUCUACGGCGCAUAUUUCGUCGUGACCGACUACUCCGGUGACGCCUCGGGCCACUUCGGCGACAGCAUCGAAUACGUGACCGAAGACGGAACACUCAAGACCAUCGACGGUGCUACCAGCUCUUGGGGAUGCAGCCACAACACCGGCAUUGCAUUUGAAGCCGCCGACGCUGCUCCCUUCGCGAGUAUCUGUGCCGAGGACCAGGGUGCUAUCUGGCUCAACACCAAGACGCAGGGUAUGACGAAUGACGGAGUCAAGAUCUCGAAUGAGAAUACUACCAACGGUGGUGGAGGCGAGGCUAUGGGUGGUAUGUCUGGUAGCUACAGUGCGCUGGCUCGCUUCGCUGAGACGAGUCGGUAUGUCUUUGCUUGGGUUUCGCGUGGUGCGGUGGAUGUGACUGCGAACGAGUGGAUGGGUGAUGGCUACACGAAUGUUCAGAACCGUACUAAUGGGCGCAAUGUUGCGUGGUCUCUGUUCUCGGAUAAGUACACCAAGGUUGGCGCUCAGGCGACUUCCAAGGUUGGUACCGAGGACGGUGAUAGCCAGGUUAAUUGGAUUACUUCUGGUGACAAUGACUGCUCCAAUGCCCACGCUGCUACUUUCGGCCCCGUCAAUGGUCUCAUUACCUGGGAGGAGAUCUCAAACCCUACCUGUGACUUUAUUGCUAUGGGGUGCCGAGGUGAUUUUGCUGGUACUCACUUCCAGCAGGUGAACAAGAAUGGUGAGAAGGUUGGUGUCUCGUUCAAGAGUGAUAAUGUCUAUGUUGCUGGUGACAUGGUUACUUAUGAUGCUGGACUUUCGACUACCAAGAUCUGCUGGCCGUAUGUUAGCAUGGAUUGGGAUCUUUCUGAGGCGGUUGCCUACGGUGGUUCUACCACUACCACUAAGAAGAUUAGCUUUGCCUGUCUGAGUCGUUAA